AUGAAGUUUGUGUCAACCGCACUACUGGCCUUGUCGUCCCUCGUGGCGGUCAAAGUCCAUGCGGAAUGCACCGACUCGAUUGAACAACCCAUCGACUCUGCUACCAAACUAUCCUUUGCUGGCUUUGUCCCCGCUGUCAACAGGAUCACCAACACGGGCGCAGGAAACAAGAUCGUUCUCCGAGGAUACUCCCGCGAACCAAUGAUUGCCAAAGACGGCACCUUGAUCACCAUCACUGCCGGGGAACCGUUACCUUGUGCGGAUGAUGAUGAAUCUCCUCUGGUUGUGGAAAAGUCUGCCACAAGUCCCUCCAUUGACAAGACUUCCUCUACGGGAACUUCCAGUUCGGGCGCUACCAGUACUAGUACUGGAUCAGAGACAGAAGAGGGCUUUGAUUUCUUGGAACUUGCCAGCACAUCGUCUGCCGCCAUGAAGAGCUUCAUGGGAGUCUCGAUACCUCUCUUCUUUGGACGUUCCUUGGGCAUUUCUACCGGGAUCACCUCCGCGUUGGUCACCACCAUGGCUCUCACCUCGUCGUCUCCCUAUGCGGGCGUUCACGCUCAGGAAUUGGAAGCUUGUGACACUCUGCUUGCUCCAAUUGAGGUGGAUAUAUACGUUGAUGCUACUGCCAAUGAUAUUGUCAUGAUGGAGGCUCAGUCUGGGGACUACGAAGCUUGCCCUCCCGAGACGGUCUACUGGAAGCACCACCCCAAAGUCUAUGGAGGAUAUGAAGGAUGUGUCGGUGAGAAAGUCUACUACCCCUGCGCAACUGACAGCCAAGGCGUUUGGGAGGAAGAUGGUCAACUGGCCGCGAAAUACCCCAUUAUCUGGGAUGGGGAGAACUGUGUAGAGACGUCGUACACCACCGAAAAUCGCACGUUUUGGAUACUUUGGGGGGAUCCGCUCGAUAAAUUUGAGCUUAAUUCUCGCACUGGCUUGAACCCUGUGGUGUCGUUCCCAUUCAAUCGAGGACCUUACCCACGCUACGAGCAAGGCGUCUCUCUAGAUGUUGCCCUCGAUGACAGUGCUGAUGCUCGUGCUGCUGCCAAGGAUUUGUUGGUUUACAUUGGUGCUUUUGUAGAGGAAGAGCUAGAUGGCUGGGAUGUCACAUUCACCGAAGGAGCAGAGUCGGGAAUGACUCACAUUUGGGCGGGCAAAGCCCUUGAAAUUGCUCAGACUACCUGCAACCGAGAUAUCUACGCAUUGAUGGAGGUUCCUGCCUAUGGAUACAGCCCCUCAGAUGCAGCCGACAUCGCCAACAAGUUCUCGUCCACAUUCUAUAACAGCUCAGAGUGUCUUUGCUUUUCCGAUGACUCCUGCAAAGAACCGACUGUCUCCAUUUCUAACCGAGGUUGGCUCCCAUUGACGCCCUUCCCGGUUGAGAUGGGUGGAGAUGGUCUUUCCUACGCCGCAGACUCGGAAUCUCCCAACUCUCCUUGGUUCGAAUCGAUGGUCUUUCCAGAGAAUCCCACUGGCAAGAUCAAGACUCCUCAGCUGUCUCCUGAGCGCCGCGUAUGUGAUGGUGUCUAUGUCUGGCCGAUGUAUUUCGGCAUGAGGAACUACACGAUUCCAAUUGAAGAACGCCCGGACUGCAGUGCUUGGUCCUUCAGCAUCACCAAGGCGUAUAGCGCCAGUGUUCGUGCUGGCUUUAUCAUCUACAAGCGCGACCCCGAAACGAACCAUGCUGCCAUGGUGGAUACUAUCAGCACAGCUUACAGCAUGACCCAUGGACUCUUGAGUGAAUGGUCUUGGUAUGGUCAAAUGCAACUUUGGGACAUGAUCAUGUCCAAGCCUUUGAACGACGCUACGUCUUGGAUUGGUGCCUAUUCUGAGAUCAUGGAGGAGAAGUGGUCCUUGAUUAUUGACGCCUUUGACGCUUGCCCCGUCGUCACUGUUGCGAAUCCCCGCGCAGGCGCUUAUGCCUGGUUCGUCUAUAAAGACCCGUAUGUGGGACUUCAGGAUGGAUUUGUGUCCUCCUUCUUCCGCGACGUCUUGGGCGUUCGCACCACGACCUACAACUGGGGUUUUCGAGGGGCCGAUCCAGCAGAUUUCUACGGCCCGAACUACGGAACUGCCGAUUUCACUCGUCUCCAGUUGUACAGAGACGUGAGCGUCUACCAGGAAGUCGCUCGCCGCGCCAAGAUUGUUUGCGCAGACCAAGAUGCCUCCAUUGGUGACUUUAUCAGUAUCAACCAGUGGGUGGCUGCCAGUGAAGCUGUCCGUGAUCGUCGCCGCUUGGCAGAGCAAGAGGGCCGUCCCACGUAUGAAAGUCCGGAGCAGCGUGAACGUCAUUUGCGCCAAGCAAUUCCCCACUUGGGUGACACGCAGAUUCAUAAGUUGGUGGAAGGUCACGAACUGUCUGACAGUAUUGAUGAGAAUGUCCGCCUUUGUGCUCCUGAGUUUACCAUGUCAUGUCUCUUCAAGCAGGUUGGAAAUGGGUUUGCUGAUGCCUAA
Seminavis robusta is the source of this 2454-nucleotide messenger RNA. NCBI's taxonomy places the organism in Eukaryota, Bacillariophyta, Bacillariophyceae, Naviculales, Naviculaceae. The record is from the annotation of a GenBank genome assembly.